GCGAAGCAAAUGAUACUCCGAAAUAUCAAUAUAAGGAAUGAGUAUUUAAGACAAAGGAAAACUGCCCCAGGUUAGUUCCACUUCUUUGUUUUAUUCUCGUUCAGGAUUUUGAGCGAUAUAUUCGCACGAUAGGAAGGCGGGCAACGAGAAAUACCUCGUUGUCCACCAGUGGCGGACACUUCGCGAAAUAUUGAGGGGGCAGGGUCUGAAAUUUAAAUAUUUUCUCAGUAUCCAACUGGGAUACCAAGAUUCAAAGUUUAGUAUCCCCCCUGAGAAUGCAGUAUCCCAUUUCUGGAUACUGGUUACCAUAAGUAUUAUGUUACAAAUUACAAUAACAACAGGAGAUUCAACAGUUAAGUUGUCAACAACUAGACAAUUCAUUAAUCCACAAAAAUGCAAAUUAUAUGAGGAAAGGCUUGGGUGGCAAACUCAUAGUAUUCAAAAGCUAUCAGGAGACUGUCAGAGGUGCUUAACAUUUUCCUAAUGUUUGAAAUUUUCUUAGUAUCCAGUUGGGAUAUAAGUCAAUUCACAGUUUGGUAUCCAAAAUCAAAUUUUAAUAUCCCGUGGAUAUCGGGAUACUGCAAGUUUCAGACCCUAGGGGGGGAUUUAAGUUGCCACCAUAUGACCAUCCUGUCGCUGGAAAUCAUACUUCUUUAUGUAAUAUAUAGCUAAAUAUUUAGCAGUUGCCCCCUCCCUACUCCCUAGUGUUCGCCAGGAUCAAUAGCGAUAUCUGCCCUUCGUACAACUGGCCGCUGACGUACAUUAAUAAGUGUGUAUUGAUGUUUUUAGAGCGUUCCACAUCUCUCUUACCUGAAUAUGCCAUGCCGUACUUAAUUUAUAUGCUAUCCCAUCUUCCAAGUUAUGAUUACACUAAAAGUAAUCACUUGAGAGAAAUCAAAGAGUAAGUUUUUGAUUUGCUUUAACUAUACUAUAUACCGGUGGAAUAAGUUAAACUCAAACGAAAGCAAACCUGCUUCCAGGUCGUUGCGAGGACGUUGACGGGAACAAUGUUUGAAAUUUUCGCUUUAUUGGGUACCAUACUUGGUGUUUUUAUAGUAUAUAUAUAUAACCAUGCAUGGUAAAUAUUGGGGACGAUGCCGCACCUUACGCGUGCUAUGGCUCUGGGUGGUUCCUAACCCUAGAUCUGGACUUUCUCUAAGUGAAAUAGCUGACUCAGCAAAUCAACUGCAAAAGCGUCAGUGUAAGGAAGAUAUUAAUUUUUUUAAAUGUCUAUGAAUGUAGAUACUUGUGGUUUUUCAUGGAAUGCAUCUUGGCUCGAGGUGAUAAUUAUAAUUUCACGAAAAAGCUGGCAGAGAAUAUAAAGCACACAAAAGAUGCAAACGCUGAAGAAACGGACAGUGCUAAUCACGUAUGUAAAUUGACAAUUUUACUCUUAAAACCAAAAGUAAAAAGAAAGUGGUGUGACAAUCAUGCAUUAUAUGACGUUCUGUAGAAGUUAGGGAACCAUGAAACGACGCGCCAUAGUAUAAGGGGCUAACUCCAAAUUCAAAACUUCAAAACGGAGUCGAAUUUAAGAGUUCUAGGCCAACUACAAAGAUCAUGUGAAAUCAGUGGAGCAAAAAAACAUGUGGUGUGCAGUUUGCUGUCUUAACCUUGAGUAAAGUUACUAGCUAAAUACAGUGCCAAAAACAACCUCGUACUCAGGUUCUCAAUCUUCGCCCCUACCUCGCUUGAAUUGAGGGGAAGCCUCGCAGUGCCUCGGAAGGCCGUCUCCAAUUGGAUGGGGGGUUUCUAAAGAACGAAGCAAUUCAUUGUUGUAAAUACAAAAGCAAUUGUCAAAUCGAGCCAUUGAAAAUCACUCUUCCGAGCUACUGCGAGGCUACUCGAAUUGAGACCCUGGUAUCGGCUGGUCACGUGACCCGUCAUAUUUUGGCGGAUUUGCUCAAUUGUUUUAGGGAAAGUAUAGUAAGUAAAUAUUGUAGUAAACAUUAAUAUUGUUAAAAUAACAUUACAAAACAAAGCAUCUCAGUUACAAUCCUUUCCCUAAAAACAAUUGAGCAAAUCCGCCAAAAAUGACGGGUCACGUGACCAGCCGAUACCAGGGUCCCAAUACAAGCGAGGUCGGAGCGAAGAUUGAGAGCCUGGGUACGAGGUUGUGCCAAAAAAUGAAAUAAAGUGCAAAUUUCAUUGACUAUAUAUAAGAUGCAGCCAUUUCUAGCAGAAAAUAAUACAAAAAACCCAAACAUUUACAAGUGACAAAAAUGGCUGGCGUUUUUGGUAGAUUUUCUAUUAUUAACUAUUUCGCAUAUGACCUAUACGUACGCAUGUGACUGCAUAAUUUUUUCAUGUAUAUUAUUAAUAAGUAACAGUAUGGUUUCUCGUGCAAUUUGGAAAAACAUACACUCGUGAGUUUUUCAAAAACUUCAAAUUGCACUCUUCCUUCCGACUCCUGCAAUUUUGAUCGUCUUUGAAAAACUCAUGUUUUCGUGCAUGUUUUUCCCAAAUUGCAAGAGAAACCAUACCAUUACCUAUACAUAUAUACAGAUUCAUCACACGCAUUGCUAACAAUAAAGGCCGGCCUUAAAUAGUUUUCUGCAUUGCAAAGUAUACCUUUCCGCAUGACGUGCGUGUAUAAUGCCUAGAGUGAUUUGAUUGGCUGUUGCAAAGUUCGGACAAAGAAAAUUAACUAAUCAGAUUAGUCGUUUACAACGACCACGUGACCAUUGGCUAUGUGCGUUAAUUAUUAACCGUAUUACUUAUUCGAAAACUAUUUAUUCUACCUUGUUGAAAAAUGUUUAAUUUGUUUUCUUGAUUGCAGGCAAUUUAUGUUGUAUGUGAUAUUGUUAUUGGAAUAAUCCUGGGUUUUUCAAAGGUCAGUGUUCAAUGUUCCAAUAUCUUUUCAUUGUUUUUGGAAUGAUCCAAUUGAUUUGAAAAUCCCAUUGUUUUCCCUGCCAGCCAGCCACUCAUUGUUUUGACAUCUGUGUCAGCCCUUAUCGUUUCUGAGACACAGGGCAAAUUAUUCAACGUUUUAACAAAUGGUUUCUGAGAUUUAUGUAGAGAACGUGUUUUGCAAUGCAAUAUCGCGUAGACAGUGUAUAAUAGCCACCGCAUAACGUUUCAUUGUUACAAUCUGCGGUUGGAUUCUCUAUAAAUUUGGGCACCUGUUUUGGACUGUCUGAACUUUUUGGUGGUUUGGGUUGGGGGGGAGGGGGUUGAUACCGCAGUGUAACCUUGCAUACAUUGGUUCGACUCCUACAAUAUGCAGAUUACAGUUGCUUGCAUACCUGUCGCAUAUGAUGAGACUGCAUAGUAUAAACGGUUUCUUCCUGUAGCAAAGCUGGACUCUAUAGGUAGGACAUAGCUACUCUAUAGGUAGGACAUAGCUAUCUUAUCUAGUUAGUGUUAGUGUAGUUUAACAUGCCCGGAAGAAGAUAUUGUAUGUAAGUACAAGAAAGAAGGUGCAUGGUACUGUAAAUGUCGUAUAUUAAGUGACAACAAACAAGUAUACUACGUUUUUACUUUUACUCCAGUCUUCGUUGUUGUUACAGAUACUCUAUUGUUCUAAUUCGGCAGUUCUCUUACAAAAUUAAUUUAAAUUAUUAUUUAAUUUUUGUAGACGCGGACCUUUUUACUCAAAGAUUAUCCUGCUCACAUUGUGUUACCCAAGAAAUUGUAUGCUCCACUUGAAAAGG
Paramuricea clavata is the source of this 3653-nucleotide messenger RNA. The record is from the annotation of a GenBank genome assembly. Lineage: Eukaryota; Metazoa; Cnidaria; Anthozoa; Malacalcyonacea; Plexauridae.